UUCCUGGACUUUUUAGUUUGCGCGAGAGAGAGAGGAACUGUGUGCGCAGUGCAGCCGGUUUAUCGCACUGCUGAGAUCAGCGAGCAGUGAAAGCAGAGUUCUUCUUCUUCUUCUCCUCUUGUACCGAGCGCUUCUUCUGGAUUGGCGGACCGAUCUGGUUUGUUCGUGCGUCUUGCGCUGCGCUGUGACAUUGGCGCGGCCGCCGCUGAGCAGAGCAGGCUGGCGGGCUGCUGCUCGGGCUCCAUGGAGGAGAAAGCCAGGGGCGACAGCGCUGAGGAACACGACCCGACCUCCGCAUCCCACCAGCGGAGGAUGUGGAAGAAUUUCCAGGACAGGACCAAGCCGUUUCUGAGCCCGAAACUGGGUUCGGAAAGACGCAGCGCGGACGGUAAGAAAGAGAGCGGCUUGUGGAUGUUCAAGCGCAAAAAGAAACCGGUUCUGGACCGCAUCUUCUCAUCGUCUCAGCCGAACCUGAGCAGCUCGACUCCGGCGUCUCUCCACAGCGACAAAGCGGUACCGAGCUGCACCGAAGGACCCACCAAGUCCCGGCUCGCUGCUGUGCAGAGAGACCCCGCAGCGGCGCGCGUUUACCCGCAGGACGUGUCGGUGUCGGCCCACGGCAGCCCGCGGCUCACUGCGCAUCAUUUCAGCGCGUCUCAGCCCAAAAGCUCGUCCCUGGGCUCGGCGUGCUUCGAGACGCUCGUGCUGGACUCGGCAGCCACUUCCGGUCAGGACGAGAUGACAGAUUCGGGCAUCAACACCGUAGGGCCGAGUAAUGCAGAGCCGCCUGCCCUCAUCAGCCCCGGGAUGUACCAACUGGACAUCGUGCUGAAAAAGGGCAUUAAUCUUGCCAUUAGGGACAGAGGAGGCACCAGUGACCCUUAUGUGAAGUUUAAGAUCGCAGGGAAAGAGGUUUUCCGCAGCAAGACCAUUCACAAGAACCUGAACCCGGUAUGGGAUGAGAAAGUGACCCUGCUGGUGGAUAAUAUUAGAGAACCGCUCUAUGUUAAGGUCUUUGACUAUGACUUUGGCCUGCAGGAUGACUUCAUGGGCUCUGCAUAUCUUUACCUGGAGUCCCUGGAACAGCAUAGGACCGUGGACGUGACCCUUGACCUGAAGGACCCCCACUAUCCUGACCAUGACCUGGGCUCUCUGGAACUGGUGGUCACUCUCAGUCCUAAAGAAGGGGACUUCAGGGAAGCUACCAUGCUUUUGAGAAGGAGCUGGAAAAGAUCCAGUAAGCACCAGAGUCUGAGGUUAUCAGACAUCCACAGGAAAGCCCAGCUGUGGAGAGGAAUUGUCAGCAUCAGUUUAAUCGAAGGUCGUAACCUCCAGCCAAUGGACACUAACGGCUUGAGCGACCCAUAUGUCAAAUUCAGAAUGGGCCACCAGAAAUACAAAAGCAAGACAAUACACAAGACGUUGAACCCUCAGUGGAGAGAACAGUUUGAUUUCCAUUUGUAUGAGGAGGGAGGUGGCUUUAUAGACAUCACUGUGUGGGACAGAGACGCCGGCAAGAGAGACGACUUCAUGGGCAGGUGUCAGGUGGACCUCUCUCGCCUGUCUAAGGAGUGCACACACAAGCUGGACCUGCUGCUGGAGGAGGGCGAGGGCACACUGGUGUUACUGGUCACCCUUACCGCUUCAGCUGCCGUCUCCAUCUCAGACCUUUCUGUCAACAUGUUCGACGACCCGCACGAGAGGAGAGAGAUUCUGCACAGAUAUAGUCUGCUGAGAUCCUUUCACAGCAUUAAAGACGUUGGUGUGGUGCAGGUGAAAGUCAUCCGGGCAGAGGGACUGAUGGCAGCUGAUGUUACAGGCAAGAGUGACCCCUUCUGUGUCGUGGAGCUCAGCAAUGACCGUUUACAGACACACACUGUGUACAAGAACCUCAACCCAGAGUGGAAUAAAGUGUUCACGUUCAACGUGAAAGACAUCCACUCCGUGCUGGAGGUUACGGUCUAUGACGAAGAUCGGGAUCGAAGCGCUGACUUCCUGGGAAAAGUUGCUAUUCCGCUCCUGAGCAUCCAAAAUGGUGAACGGAAAGCUUACGCCUUGAAAAGCAAGGAGCUGACAGGGCCAACAAAAGGGGUCAUCUUUCUCGAAAUAGACGUGAUUUAUAAUGCUGUUAAAGCGGGACUGAGGACGCUGAUCCCCAUCGAGCAGAAAUAUAUCGAAGAAGAGCCUCGAGUUUCCAAACAGUUACUCCUGCAGAACUUUAACCGAGUGCGGCGCUGCAUCAUGUUCCUCAUAAACACUGGCUGCUACAUCAACAGCUGCUUCGAGUGGGAGUCUCCUCAGAGGAGCAUCUGUGCCUUCCUUCUCUUCAUAGUGGUGGUGUGGAACUUUGAGCUCUACAUGAUCCCGCUGGCUCUGCUGCUCCUGCUGGCCUGGAAUUACGUCCUCAUCGCUUCGGGGAAGGACAGCAGACAGCGAGACGUGCAAGCAGUGGAGGAUUUGCUGGAGGGUGAGGACGAGGACUCUGACAGAGAUGACAAGGUGCCGGGCUCUGCCCCCUCCCAUGAUGGCCGUCUGCCCGGAAGCCAUAUCCUUGAGGAUAUUUUGGCUUCCUGGCAUUUUGAAUGGAUUCACGUGAUGGUGGACUCAGAGAAAAAAGGAUUCAUGAACAAGUUGUAUGCCAUUCAGGAUGUUUGCAUCAGUGUGCAAAGUGCUCUGGAUGAAGUGGCCUCCUAUGGCGAGAGGAUAAAAAAUACUUUCAAUUGGACCGUGCCUUUUCUCAGCUGGCUGGCCAUAGUGGUGCUGUGUGUGGCCAUGCUUAUAGUUUACUUCGUUCCUCUCAGAUACAUCAUCCUGGCCUGGGGGGUGAAUAAAUUCACGAAGAAGCUGCGAAACCCAUACGCCAUUGACAACAACGAGCUGCUGGACUUCCUCUCCAGAGUGCCCUCCGAUGUGCAAGUGGUGCAGUACCAAGAGCUGAAACUGGAUCCAAGUCACAGCCCAAAUAAGAGAAAGAAAAAUAACCCAGGAUAGCUCUCUUCCUUCUCCCAUGGACUCAGACUUAGCAUGCCACGGACCGGCACUGAUUUGGACCGGCUAGGUGUUCUUCCUCUCUCUCUCUCUCUCUUUCUCUCUCUCUCUCUAAUCCUCUGUCUCGACAGAGGAGCACAAAUGGUGAAUGUGAAAAUAGAGGAGCACUUUUAAUUAUUACCAUGAGGGUUUCCGCCAUACUUGUUUACUUUUAGUGCAGAGGAGAGUGUGAAAAACUCUUGACCCCUUUUAGAGUCGUACGGCAGGAGCUAUUUGUCACUGGCUGGCAUCAGGCAGAUGGCUCUAAAAGCCAAGGUGUCCUUCCAGCGCAGCAGAGGGAGACCAGAGACAGGGAACGGCUUCAGCCACAAAUAGCAGGAUCAGCUGAUAACACCGCCAGCCACAGUGGCACAUCACGUCUCUAUCUUGGAGGGGAAAUAUGAUGGUUAGGUUGCAGUUUGCACCCUGUAAUUUCCACAAUGUGGUAAGGUAGUGCGCUGAAACCCGACGUCCUCCAGAGCAGUUAUUAGAGUUGUCAGCUAAGCCUCUUUACAGUUCGAUUUAUAGCUUCAACUAAAGUGUUUGGGGGGGAACAACUGCCUGGUCCGAGAGCCAGUAUUUAUUCAUCUGGGAUAUUUGUUUGAGGUAAUCGUGUUAUUUUAAGAGGAUGAAUGAUGCAUGCUCGGUGUAUUUGCGGUAAAAAAGACUGGCAUGUUUACAAGAGGCAUAUUAGUUUUGGUGACAAAAUCCAUUUUGGUUACUGAACACUAGCCCGCACUAAAUCUUCUCCCUGCCUCUCUCGAGCCGCACUGCAGUGUGUCCGGGUCGCCACGAGGUGCCACCCUGUUAAUACGGAUGUCACUGUGGGUAGAAUGGAGGGUGCAUAGCAGGUGCACAGCGCUAAUCAAGUUACAAACGCAUCUCUUUUCCACUGUUUACUGUAGAUUCAGUUUCCAAAAAUGAGGACAGGCAGCCAAACUUAGAGGGCAGCUUUGUGGGUGUCUUCAUUGUAGGGAAUAGCUUUCUUGAAAAUGUCAAUAGUGUGUGACAAGCUGCUUCAGGGACUUGGCAGGGGUGCGGCAGAGGGCAGGAGUUUACCACCACUGCUGUGGAGGGAAGAGGACCAAGAGGGCGUAGCAUGCCCUUUUUUUUCUGAACCUCUUCCAGUCAUCCCUUUCUGAAUUUGGCACGCCAUGCUUUUUCCUCUCCUUCAUCCAUUCGGUUGAGUGAGAGGUCACAGCCUGAACCUCCUGAGAGAUCUCUACUGAGAAAGUGUUGAAAGAUCACAGCGCCAUCAGAGGAGGCUUCGGUCCUUCCAUGAAGAGUUUUUUUUUUUUUUUCUCAAAAAAGAACCCCCCAAAAAAACCCUCCCUUAUAUUCAUGCUUUUCUAUCAGCACAUCUGUCAUAUGGAAAGCCCACUGAUUUCUCUGAAAGCAUUUCUUUACAAAGACAACACACUCCCCAUUGACCAAGACACUGAUGGUACCGAAGUGAUCUCUAUUAUUUAAAAAAAAAAAAAGAACACUCUCGAAGAAGAAGAAGAAGAAAUGUUUGGAAACUGCUGAAAGGGAGGACUUUUCUAAGCCUGAAUGUGUACGUGCUGUUCAACUUUCUUUUAAUUGUUCCGUAGACGUAUCAUGUGGCUUGUGCAUCUCCCAUCCAGGAACUGGUUUCUUUUUUCAUAAUGCAUAUAAUCUACGUUUGCAAGCAAACCAAAGUGGAACUUUUUAACAUUAUCAAUGUCGAAUGUAACAUUUCCAUAA
Neoarius graeffei (lesser salmon catfish) is the source of this 4752-nucleotide messenger RNA. RefSeq names its product multiple C2 domains, transmembrane 1a (gene mctp1a). Gene Ontology annotation, molecular function: calcium ion binding. The record is from RefSeq and is a predicted model, not a curated record. NCBI's taxonomy places the organism in Eukaryota, Metazoa, Chordata, Actinopteri, Siluriformes, Ariidae. The transcript has 22 exons. Bases 244 to 2991 code for a protein of 915 amino acids. Gene Ontology annotation, cellular component: synaptic vesicle membrane. Gene Ontology annotation, biological process: regulation of neurotransmitter secretion.